GCAGAGAAGAAGAGAAGCAGAGAAGAAGAGACGUUGGGACUUUGUUGUUGGACGUCUAGCUGCUGAAGACGUUGUGUAAUGUGUCCGUGACACUGUGAAUAGAUCAGCAGAGCUGGCGGGAGCAGGUCUGGAGGUGUUAUUGAUGAGCUGCCGGUUAACAGGAGAGCGGUGAGAUGGCCAUCGCCCACGUGGCCACAGAGUAUGUGUUCAGCGAUUUCCUGCUGAAGGACCCGAACCAGGCCCGGUACCGCAGCGUCCGGACUGAGCUGGCUGUGGACAAGAUGGUGACCUGCGUGGCGGUGGGCCUGCCUCUCCUCCUCAUCUCCCUGGCCUUCGCUCAAGAAGUUUCGGUUGGUACCCAGAUGAGCUGUUUCGCUCCAGCAAACUUCUCCUGGAGGCAGGCCGCUUAUGUGGACUCGUACUGCUGGGCUUCUGUACACACACACACUCUACCUCUGUGGCUGCACAAGUUCUUUCCCUACAUUCUGCUGCUGGUGGCGGUGCUGAUGUACUCGCCGACGUUGUUCUGGAGAUUUUCCGCGGCUCCCCUCCUGCAGUCGGACCUGGGCUUCAUCAUGGAGGAGCUGGACCGGUGCUACAACAGAGCCGUCACUCUGGCCAAACGAAUGGCCACCUCAGGACUGCUCAGCCCAGACAGCGACCCCACAGAGGGCUGUUUCAAUUACCCGCUAGUGGAGAAGUUUCUGAUGACCAAGCGCUGCUCGCGGUCCAUGCUGUUGCAUUACAUGCUGUGUCGCGGCCUGACUCUGGUCACCCUGCUGUGCGCCUGCGUCUACCUGGGCUACUACCUCCGCCUGGCCUCCGUCACCGACAUGUUCGGCUGCCCGCUGCGUGUCGGCCUGCUCGCCUCCGACCCGAGCGUCCCUGAAAAGGUGCAGUGUAAGCUCAUCGCCGUGGGAGUCUUCUCUUUGCUGAGCCUCGUCAACUUGAUCCUGUUCAUUGCGCUGAUUCCCGCGGUGAUCUACUCCGGCGCCCGUCCCCUCUUCUGCACCGGACACGCCCGCUUCCUGGAAACUUACCAGUUGCUGCCCACCGUGAGCGUCCUUCCAAACCCCGCCAGACAAUGGGAUGAUCUCUCACUGUAUCUGCUCUUCCUGGAGGAGAACAUCAGCGAACUGAAGUCCUACAAAUACAUCAAGGUGUUGGAGUUGUUGAGGAGACAAGGAGAAGGCUGCGAAGAAGACUUUGAUUCCAUGGGUCUGCUGCAGACUCUCUGCCUGGUGAAGAUGGACGGUGUGGAUGGGAGGAAACCUGCCGGCUCUGCGGGGAAACGGGAUCAAGUAAAGACAAACGUGGCGGAGUCCGCCGUCAUCCCCGCAGCGGCUAAGAACAGCUGCAGUUGUCCGAAGGCUGCUGCAGUAAACAAAGACAGCAAGACGGAAACGGAGAUGAAAGAGCUCACUCGGUUGCUGCCUGGAAACAGCGACGUAACGGGCAGCAGUAGCAGUGAGGGAGAGGCUCUCCGGCAGCGAGCAGUGUGACCGGCUGGUCCGGGGGUCCUGAGGGAAAUGACUUCUCGGCCAUCCCAUGGUGCAUUCACGACUCACUGCCUUCCCGUCCUGAUGAUGGGAUUAAAAAUGAGAUGGGAGAUUGAAGCACCAUCAUCAUGGAAGUUCUGCUCAGCGUAGUGCCUUUAGUCCCUUUCUUUGAAUGAUGUCAUGUCUUUUUUUUUUUUGUUGUUGUUUAAGCGGGAGAUUUUCUUUUGUCUAAUAGCUCAAAAAUAUAAAGGGGAGGGAGUGAGCAAGUAAGACUUCAUACACUGGAAGGUGACACCCAGGUUGGUACAGAUUUCAGGAACCAUUGAAUAUGUUUACCUGCACACUAAUGUUCCACUAUUACUAUUCCAAAAUUGAAACUGGUCAUGAAAACAUCAUAUUGUGUUUGGAUAUUCCAAAUAAGGUAUUAAUUGUGUAGUGUUUUCUGAUUACGAUGUGUGGGAUAUGUAGAUAUUUCUCAGGUUUUAGGAGCAUUCUUUGGACAUGUAUGAAGCACAAAAUUGCGUCUAAAAUAGAAUUUUUUACGGCAGUUUGCGCCAAACAUGUUGUACACAAACCAACUCUCCAACAGUUGGGGCAGCGAAACAUGGCCAAAAGAAAUUCAAAACUUGCAGAAAGGUGAAAAAUUACACGACGGGAGCUGCAGUUGAAAAUGGAGUAACAUUUCAUUUAUUUAAAGGGUGCAGCUCUAGUACGUAAGUCAUGUGGGCGUUCUUUUUUAAUUGGAGUAUGAACUGCUGCAUUCAGCUUAGUAGGAAUAUUGUCUUAUUCAGAUUAAAAGGGCAAAAACGGAAAUAUUUUGUGCACGUAAACAUUGAACCAUUAAGGACUAAUCCAAAUUUAUUUUUGAGUUAAUGGUUAAAAUCAAACAAAGAUGCAGUCAUCAGACUGACUGCAUCUAUAGUAAGGAAGAUAUUUGUAAAACUAUUUGGCUGGAUGGGAUACAUAUUUAUCAAGGAUGUGGGUUUCUUUUUGAGCUGUUUCUUUCCUGAUCCGUAUUACUGAACAUGUUGAGCACAUGUGAUGUCAUCAGAUAUGUUCUCUGUGACUAUUCAAAGUAAAAGCAGUUCAGUGAGUAUGCAGUAAAGGUUGUUAAAGGCUUUUAAAUUGUGAGGGUUUUAACAGUUUUUUAUUGUUUACAAAAAAGAAAUGUGACAAUUGAAAUAUUCAAAAUUGCAGUGUUUUUCUUCAAUGUAUUUAUUUGCACUUGUCAUUAUGUGAGAGUUUACUUUUAUUGAGAUUAUCAAUUUAAUUUCAUUUAAAGACAAAGUCAUUGUAAAGGGGAAUACCUCUCAAAGAGGAAGUCGUUCUUCAUCCUUCUGUCUGGAAAAUGAUACAGCGAGGCAGCCAAAACAUAAACCUCUGCUCAAAUAUGUCACAUUACAGUUUUGGGUGUUAAGUUCUCUGCUCUAUUUAAGAGGAGUGUUCUCAGUUUAUCAAUAUAAGGUUUUUUACAUCUGGUACAAAUGCAGGAUUAUUUUAUUGAAUGUCAGAUUUAUCGUUUUUCCGACAAAUACGGUACAAGGCUUUAUUGCUUAAUGUUUAACAAAUACAUAAUUUCUCAACAAUGUCACAUCAAAUCACAGGUAAUAACUCUGCUUAUGUUGAAUCAUGUUGUCAGAGUUUUUGCAGAUUUCAACCUGGAAUUUAAACUCCUCAUGCUUGUUUUGAAAUCUCAGGGAUAAAAACAUCUCACGACAUGGCAUGUGAUUGUCAAAGUUUACGUCUUCUCUAGCUGCCUGUAAAAAUGCACUGCAGUAAGUGGAGCAAUUGAACAUAUAGUCUUGAAAUGACUGUGGUUAGAUCUCCUCUUUACUUUGUGUAGUUUUUUUUUUUUUUUCUAUACAAAUAUUGGUGUCCCAUGUCUGUGCAGUGUGACACUUUAUUCAAGUAAAGUCUUUGACAGAAACUGAUGCUUGUUUUUGUGUUGUUUCCAGUGUUCAACUUCUGAGGUGACAUGUUGAUGUUUGAAGCUGCUGUUAGUCAUGUUUGAGAUAAUAAUGAUAGCUUUUGACUGUUAUAUUUGUAGGAUUGCCUGCAGUC
Anoplopoma fimbria (sablefish) is the source of this 3560-nucleotide messenger RNA. Its product is annotated as pannexin-1-like. NCBI's taxonomy places the organism in Eukaryota, Metazoa, Chordata, Actinopteri, Perciformes, Anoplopomatidae. The transcript is spliced from 8 exons. The record is from RefSeq and is a predicted model, not a curated record. Bases 174 to 1502 code for a protein of 442 amino acids. Gene Ontology annotation, biological process: monoatomic cation transport; positive regulation of interleukin-1 production. Gene Ontology annotation, molecular function: channel activity.